Molecule: messenger RNA, 1206 nt
Organism: Cordyceps fumosorosea ARSEF 2679
Lineage: Eukaryota; Fungi; Ascomycota; Sordariomycetes; Hypocreales; Cordycipitaceae
Product: peroxisomal membrane protein pex16
Exons: 2
Coding region: 1-1206 (401 amino acids)
Biological process (GO): peroxisome organization
Cellular component (GO): peroxisomal membrane
Source: RefSeq, a predicted model, not a curated record
AUGCCCGCGCAGUCGACGCUGCCCAAGCGUCCUGCGUCAACGGUCGGCCAGAUCCUCGCCAUGCCGCCGCACUGGCUCGCCUCCUACGAGGAGUUCAUCACCAAGAACGCCAGCCAAGUCUCCCAGAUCGAGAGCGCCCUGCGCAGCCUGACAUAUAUCAUCCCUGGCCGCUUUCGCGAUGCCGAGAUCGCCUCCGAGUCCAUCCACUCCUUCGUCCAGCUGCUCAGCCUGUACCACGACGGCGUCCUCGCCAAGGCCGUCUCCAAGCUGCCCAUGCCCCCCGUGCGCACCGCGCACGCCCGCUACACGCGCUUCUGGGCCGACAAGAGCGCGCUCUACCGGCGCGUCGCCACCGCCCUGCAAAUGGUCGUCUACACGCAGCUGCUGUGCGAGAUGUCCGCGAAGCGCCGCGGCGGGGACCGCGCGCGGUGGCGCGUCGUGGUGCUCCUCGAGGCCGUCAAGGCCGCCUGCCGCCUGCUGCUGCUGCGCAUCACGCGCACGCGGCAGGUCGUCUCGCCGCCGCUGCCGGAGCGCGAGCCCAUUCCGGACGACGCCGACCAGGAGAGGAGUGACGAGGAGGCCCUGCUUCAGGGGGGCAGCGAGAGCGAGUUUGCGCUCGAGGACGGCGGCAGCGUCCACGGCGGCGGCAUGACCGCGCGGGAGGCGCAGGACCUGCUGCGGCCGCCCGCCCACGCGCGCGAGUGGACCAUGCCCCGGACCGGCAUGAGCAUGCCGUCCCUCCCCGAGUCUGGCGACAUCAGCGCGUACCUGCUGUCGCGCGUGCUCACCGCCGACGACAUCCGGCCGGCCACGCGGCUGCUGAGCCAGCUGCGCGGGGUCGCGCACGCGGCCGAGGUGCUGCACGUGCUGGCGCCGCUGGCGUACGCGGUCGCGCUGAUGCGCAGCAAGGACAAGCGCUCGUGGACGCCGUGGCUGGUCGGCCUGGCGGUCGAGUACGCGGCCCGGCAGCUGCGCGACACGGGCAACGCCGGGGGCCUGCAGCUGCGCGCGACGCCGCUGGAGCGCGAGGAGUGGAACAAGCGCGGCUGGGGGAUGCUGUGGUGGACGAUGCGCGGCGCGUUUUACGAUAAUGUCACGAGCGGCGUGGUCAGGGGCGUGUCGAGGCGCAUGCCGAGCUUCAUCGGCGGCAUCCUGGAGGACUACGAGUAUCUCUGGGAGAACUACUACUUUAGCACCAGCGCCUGA